Molecule: messenger RNA, 5338 nt
Organism: Pieris brassicae (large cabbage white)
Lineage: Eukaryota; Metazoa; Arthropoda; Insecta; Lepidoptera; Pieridae
Gene: Crag
Product: DENN domain-containing protein Crag
Exons: 35
Coding region: 303-5171 (1622 amino acids)
Biological process (GO): regulation of Rab protein signal transduction
Cellular component (GO): cytoplasmic vesicle
Molecular function (GO): protein binding
Source: RefSeq, a predicted model, not a curated record
AGUAUGUUCAUUGUCAGAACUCAAUAUAAAAAUCUCAAUUUAUUUCAAUGUUUCAUGUUUGUGGAUGUGUAUAUUUUGUGAGUUUUGUGAAGUUCACAGUGACUUGUGUAUUAAAAUAAAUACGAAGUCUAAAAUCCAUCACAAGAAUGACAGGAAAAUUAUGAAGCGAACUAGUUUUUACGCAACACAAUAAGGCCAUGUUGAUAGUUUACCAAAAAUGACUUGAUAACAUUUCGCUUUUCCAAGUCAAUUUGUGUUAAAAAAAAUAUUAUAGUUAAAACUUAUUCAAACUAACAACAGAAAUGGAUGAGCGAAGAGUAGCUGACUAUUUCGUGGUUGCUGGCCUCCCCGAGGAACCCGAAGUACUUGAUGAUUCUGAUUCUGGACACCUGAAGGGAUAUAGUACUAAAGCACCCAUAACUGAUAUUGGCGUAAUAUUCCCCGGUCUUGAUGAGAAAUUGCCACAUGAUUAUGAGUUACUGGAGUAUACACCAACAGGUCUACCCGCGGAUUUGAACCAUGGAUCCAUACAAUCACCAGUGUGUUUCUUAUGUAUACGACGUGGCCGGGACAAAGCACCACUGGUGGAUAUUGGUGUCAUGUACGAUGGUAGAGAACGUCUCAUGGCUGACGCGGAGAUGGUCCGUAAAUCCGUGGGUGGCAGAGUGGCGAAUGUAAAUAACUCCAAAGCCAUAACCUACAUCACCUACCGUCGAGCCCAUCCCACUGCUCCCUGCAAUGCCCUGGUCGUGGUGGACAUUUGUGUCAUUGUCACCAGCAGGGGGGAGACACCUCCCCAUGCCUUUUGUAUGAUUGGAAAGAAUUUGAAUAAAGGGCUAAUGGGUAGCGAUGUGUUCCUCUGUUACAAGAAGUCCAUGAACCGGCCACCGCUAAUAGCAUUCAAACCGGAAGUUUUAUUUAGGUAUCCUACAGUGGACCGUCGUAGUAUGGAGUUCCCGUCAUCAGUGCCGUUAUUCUGUGUGCCGAUGGGUGCUACCUUGGAACUAUGGCCCAAUACUGCGUCAGCACCUAAACCUGUCUUCUCAACGUUCGUCCUCACUGUUGCUGAUGCUACUGAUAAGGUAUACGGUUCAGCGGUAACAUUUUACGAGAAUUACUCGCAUACGAAACUAAUGGAAGGACAUGAGGAGCUUCUUGGGUGGAGGUCUGGAGUUUCUCAAAACACGCAUUCGUUGCACGCAAAUAAAUGCAUCUGUCUUUUGUCGAGAUGGCCGUUUAGCGAUUCGUUUGAACGAUGGCUGUUGUAUAUACUAGAACUGUCAUUGAGUAAGGAACCUCUCAGUAUACCGAUUGAGAGAUAUAUAACACAUUUAUUAGAAGAGGUGCCAUUUCCGGAGCCGCGUAUCUUAUUACAGCUUUCGCCAACGAAUCCUCACGACAGAGUGAUUGUAACAAGACGUGAUGAUCAACCAUUAGUACGAAGUGGUGCUGGUUUCAGACAGUUACUACUCAAUUUGGGACCUGAUAACUGUCUUCUACUGCUUGCACUCGCAUUGACUGAACAGAAAAUACUAAUACAUUCAUUGAGACCAGAUACAUUGACAGCUGUAUCGGAAGCGGUUUCCAGUCUGCUAUUUCCGUUCAAAUGGCAGUGUCCCUAUAUACCUCUGUGUCCAUUAGGUUUAGCGGAAGUUCUCCACGCACCCUUGCCGUAUCUAAUAGGAGUCGAUUCGAGGUUUUUUGACCUUUAUGAGCCACCGCCGGAUGUGACGUGUGUCGAUUUGGACACUAAUAAUAUAACGAUUUGUGAAUCACAAAGGCAUAUUUCAUUAAAAUUGUUACCAAAAAGUCACGCUAGGACUCUUAAGCAGACCCUUGAACAACUCUUCGCAAAUAUUCGACCAACAUCACCCGUCCAUUACCCGAAUAAUAGUAAGUACAACGGUGAAACAACCACAAGCUUAGAUAGGGAUUUCCAAAAACGGAAGAAGGAGCAAGCAUUGGAACUAAAAAUCCAAGAGGCGUUUCUACGCUUCAUGGCAGUUACGCUAGAGGGCUAUCGCCGGUAUCUUAUACCCAUUACAAAGGCACCCACCGUGGGAACUACAGACCCUCAUGCGUUGUUUCAAAUGGACGCGUUUCUUAAGUCUAGAGAUAAGACCCAACAACGUUUCUUAACAUUAAUAAUGCGUACGCAAAUGUUUACGCGUUUCAUUGAAGAGCGUUCGUUCGUUUGCGACGGCGCAGAUCAAGGGUUGACAUUCUUCGACGAAUGUAUUGAAAGGGUCGGUUCUAAUGAGCCAUUGCUCGACCUUGAUACUGGCAACACAUCCGAAAGGACUGUGUUUGUCCUGCCCCCGGAUCCACCUGACCUGGAAGAGACGUACACCUACGAAAAAUUCAUAUUAGAUGUGAAUCUGGUGAAUCGAUGUAAGCAAUGCGCACGGGGAGCUAUCCAAGCUCUUCCUAGUGCGGCUCUUGCGUCUGCUGAAUCGUUGGCAGAUGCCUCUCCAAUGGCGAGAAGGACAAAACAUGAAAUUGCAGCUGCUCAGAGAUUGGCGCGUAAAGCAAGUUUAUCCCCCGAAGCAUGGGCCAAAUGUCUUCUUGGCACGUGUUACUCGCUUUACUUCUUGGCUUUGCCGUGUCGACUUAUAUUGCAUCGCGGACGUGAGCACGCCACUUUGCGCGCUGCUUACGAACUCCUUGAACGGGCGACUAAGUUACGCGUACCUUGUGAUGAGGUGUGUUACCGAGUGAUGAUGCAGCUUUGUGGCAUCCACUCACUGCCGGUGUUGGCUGUUCAACUUUUAUUCCUGAUGAAGCGAGCUGGUCUUCAACCCAAUGCUCUGACGUAUGGGUACUAUAAUCAAUGCGUCUUGGAAGCCGCUUGGCCAAAGGAUAUGCCUAGCGGUUCUCAACUGCUAUGGAAUAAGUUACGUAUAGCCGUGAUGGGCGCGGCCUUAUUCCGUGCGGCGGGUGCGCAACGAGCCAGUCGAGCAACGGGGAAUGUCGCAUCUUCUGGUACUGGUGGUACUUUACCACGCGUCCGUACUGUGGCAGGAGAAGGUUCAGAGUUAUCCGCCUUGGUUUUAGCUGAACCUAUGCGAAGUCGGACCAGUUUAGAUUCCGUGUGUGUACGUGAAGCAGAAGCGUGCGCGAACGCGUUCGAUGCCUUGUGUCGUCGUGGGAACAUAGUACGGACGAACACGAACGCACGACCGCAUACUCGGGCUCAUGGCAUUUCCGCCCACGCGGGAAUACUUAUAUCUGGCCUUCCAUCAGAUCCUGAUCUCAGCGAAACGUCGCGUCCCAGAAGUAACUCUUUAGGUAAUGACGAACCCGAGCCAUCGGUGCCUAUAUCUGAGAAGAGACAGACUAUCCACGUAAGUCCAGAAAGUCCGUCAGAUCUGCGCAUAUUGACACGGUCGGAGAGUUUUGCGGGAGACGCUCAAAUCGUUCAGAACCUGCAAAGGCUUGCAUUUGGUAAUACGAAUCCAAAAACCCGUUGUACUAGAGCCCUGAGCUUCCCAGAGGAGUCCGAGCGAGACUUGACUCCCGUACCGAAUGAAUUGAAGAAUCAACAGUCUCCGCUUAAAUUAUCCCCCCGAACACCCGUAUUAUCAGAUGACCCCUUGGGAGCGUUAUCUCAAGACGAGCCACUAAUGCCACCUGAGCCCCGUAUAGAAGAGCCACCUCCACCUAAACACGAAUUGAGCGUCAGCCCAAAACUGUUUCAUAGACGGAGCAACUCCUUCCAGGACGAACCCCAAGAAACGACCGGGAAACUGCAUAGGAGCGAGACGGCGCCAGCUACUGUGUCAAGCCUUGUCAGUCUUGGGAACUCGCUCAAGAUUAGUUUUGGGCGGUAUUCGCCCAGUCGCCUCUCGUUGCGUAAAGACAUGAAAAUCGGAAAAGAAAUUAUUGAAAGUUACUUCAGUCCAACAAGUAUAGCUGGAAAGAAGUCGAACGAAUUGCUACAAAGCGGUCUUAGUAGCCUCAAAUCGGCUGCCACCAGUAUGGCGAAGAAGUUUGACGAAAUGAAGGAAGUUAUAUCCGCUAACUCUACGCCGGUUAAGGUUAAAGGCGCUAUAGGAAACGCAACCAGUGCUUUGACCAGCUUCAUUACGGAGGAAGACUCGACUGACGGAUCAUCAGAAUUUAAUACCGAAGAUUGGUCAGGCGCACCAGGCUUCAGACGGGCUUCGAGUGAUGCGGAACUAGCGUGCAGUAUGGAACGUGGGUCACUGGCGACGCUUUUGUCACAUCUUCCCGACAAUUUAUAUCCGCAGCAAAAUGAGAACAAUAAAGACGCGUCAGUCAUAGUACAAAUGACAUCUUGUUCCCAAUGCCACCAAUGCCUGGCUUGGCUCUACGACGAAGACAUAAUGGCUGGUUGGGCGGCCGAUGACUCCAAUCUUAACACUCGGUGUACUGCUUGCGGGAGACAUACCGUGCCGUUGCUCUCCAUACAGAUUAUAAGAGCAGAGCAAACACAGUCGGAGACCUUGAGUGUGCCUUAUUUGAAUCCGUUGGUGCUGAGAAAAGAGUUUGAAUCUAUUCUAGGUAGAGAAGGAGACGCAAGUUUAGCGGAGCCAGAGUUUGUUGAGUCCCAUCCCAUUGUUUAUUGGAACUUGGUGUGGUUUUUGGAAAGGGCCAAUAUUGAAAACCAUUUACCAGACCUGGUGUGCCCAAAUUACUCGUCGCGGUACACCAGCUCGGACGCCCUUUCUGAUACGGAUAAAGUUGGGGGUUGUCGUGUCAUUUGUGGUUGGGAUACUCUACGCUGUGCGGACGGUGAGGCAGAGCCGUUGUAUCGCGCGUGGAGGGGACGACACACGACGCGAUCGAGGCAAAUACGGGCAUUGCUUUUAACGGAACACGACACCCAGCAUAGACAGUCAGUAAUUGUAUCAAUACUUGAUGGACUUCUCAGCAAUGAUUUAUCGGAUGCGAUACGCAAAUUGGCUUCUUGGAGGGAAUCCACGUCGGGAAAUAAACGCUAUCAUUCAUAUUAUAGGGACAUAAUUUUCCUCGCAAUGACAGCCCUUGGGGAACAAAAUAUCGAUUUUGUAGCACUACAACGCGAGUAUACGCGAGCAUUAGAACAACUAGGAAGUGAGGCGAGACCUCAGGACUUACCUCCAUCACUCACGGCCGCCUAUUGUAGGCAUUAUUUCAAACGACUUAGACUUAAAGUAGAAGAAGUAUGAAUUCCGUUGGAACAAUUUUAAAGGGGAAUGUCCAGAUGCCCCGCUACAUAAUAUAAUAUUCAAAGUAUGCAAAAUAGAUUGCUGUUUAAUUUUAUUAUACUUUGUACAUGGUUUUAAAAUUUUGGUUUACACUUGAUACCUCUGAUUUAAAUUAUUCUCAAAUAAUU